AUGGAUUUACUGACACUUGGCAUGAGCGAACCAAAUCAUCAUCAUGGUCGGAUCACGCAUUGCUCUCUGUCAUGUACUUGCAUCACUCCACAACAAUUCAAUACAUCUCAUCCUCGACUACGACGACAAGCACACAAACAAUAUAUUGCUGUCUCUCUAAAACACUACACUAGUUUAUUCAUUGCUCUAAUUGUUCUUUUAUUUUAUAUUUUCCUGUCAUGUCCCAUGUGCUCAGCACAAUCAUUUGAUUGCACUGGGAGAACAUUUAAAUUUGUGAGCGUCAUUCCCGAUGAAGACGAUGCUACCAAACCAUUCAGUGGUGAUAAAUUAAAAACAUCCAUUUCAAGUGGAUUGGAAUUUAUGAAAAUAGCUGGAAUCAUUCCGCCAGGUGUCACGAUUCAAAAUGAUUUUGUUGUUACGAGAGGAAAUGUUGACCAAGCCAUUGAUAGAAUGAAACAAUUAAUUUUAGUGAAUGGAACAGUUGAGGAGGGUUAUGUGGGAAUUAUUGGAGGAUAUUACAGCUAUGAAUCACUGGCCAUUGCAAAUAAUAUUGCUGAGCCAUUUGGAAUACCAAUGAUUUCUUAUGGAUCUUCCACUUCAACCUUAUCCUAUAAUCGAUGGUUCUACAGAGUAAUUCCAUCUUCCUUUUCAAUGACAGCUGCAAUGGUAGAAUUUUUUUAUUCUCUUGAGUUUAAUGAAAUUGCAAUUUUGGCUUCAGAUGAAGUGUAUGGAAGAGAUGCAUCUGAAAAUGUGAUCAGAAAUGCCAACUCGUUGGGCCUUAAUGUCACAAAUGCUUAUUAUUUCAAAACUGGAAACAUAACAGACAUCAAACGUCAAAUCUAUUUAGCAAAAGAAAGCAAUACCAAAAAAUUUGUCUGUGUUUCUGUAUCUUCCAAUGGUGAUGCAGAUGCUGUAAUUCAGACGAUUCACGAGGCUGGAAUGGCACAACUUGGAUAUAUUUGGAUAUUUGAUGAAAGUUUUGCAUAUCAACCUGGACUCAGUGAUAAGAAUAUUACACUAUCGGUUCUAUUGAAUGGAAUGAUGUAUGUGGAGUUGAAUUCUGGUCUAUGGUCUACAGAUUUGUAUUUUAUCACACGAUUCAUGUCCACUUACAAGUAUUCUACAAUUGAAGAAACCUAUUCACAAAUUCAAGCAUUUGAUAGAUUUGCCUACGAUUCUGCUCUCAGUUUUGGAUAUGCCAUUCGAACCAUGUGUAAGGCAGGUCUCGAUCCCACCAAAGGUUCCUACCUCUUGGCAACCAUUCAACGAACUUCAUUCAUUGGAGCCAGUGGAAGAGUUUCCUUUGAUAGUUUGGGAGAUCGUCUCGGAGUGUUUUAUUCAAUCAAUAGUAUUAGUGACCAUGAUGUUAAAUCAGUGGCCAAAUGGAGUCAAUUAGAUUCCAUUGUUUGGGAUGAAGAAUUUUUCUAUAAUCGAACGCUUCGAGUACCAGGAGGUUAUUUGAAUCAAGUUCAAAUAUUUUCCAAUAGUCCACUCACAGGCAAUCGAUGGUUCAGCAUUCCAAACGUGGCACGAGUACCACCAGAACGUUUUGCACAUGCUCUUGCUCUUGCUUCGAACAAAUUAUACGUGUAUGGUGGAAAUUCACAAUUAAGCACUGGAUACUUCUCAGAUUUGUGGUCCUAUGAUUUUAUUACAGGUCAAUGGCACCGGACAGAUCCAUUGGAUGGAUUCUCUCCAAAGGGACGUCAUGGUCAUGUCAUGUGGACCAUAUCAGCCACACAAACAUCUGAGGAAAAACUUGUCAUUUUCGGAGGAAGGUCUGCAAGCUAUUCUGAUGAAAUGUAUGAAUUUUCAAUACUAAGAUCUCAAUGGAAGCUCUUGAAUAUUACAAACAAACCAUUUGCUCGAUUUGAUGCACGAAUUUCCGAGUACAAGAAUGAAGUAUACAUGUUUGGAGGCUUAACAUAUAGUGGUGUGAGAGAUGAUUUAUGGAUUUUUAAUAAUGAUCGAUAUGAAUGGAGAAAGGUGACAUAUACCACUCCAUGGCCUCCAGCGCGAUAUGCUCAUUGCAUGCAACCAUAUGUUGUGAAUGGAAAGACGAAUAUUUUACUUUUUGGAGGAAUGGGAGAAAAUGGAGAAGUUUUGGCUGAUCUUUGGAGCUUUAACAUUGCUUCUCAAACUUGGACAUUAUUGAAUCAAACUGGAGAAGUUCAAGGCCCAAUAUUUGAUAUGGGAUGUGCAACUACAGACAAGUAUUUAUAUGUCUUUCAUGGUAAAACUUCCAGACUCAACCAACAAUCUCUCUUUAAGAAAAUUAUUCGAGUAGAUCUUCCUCUAAAUUCAAAUACAGUACGAUGGAAAGUCAUUAACGACAAUCUUCCCAAUCCUAGAUCCAACUCUCAAGUGGUUUCCUUCUCUAACUAUAUUAUUUAUUUUGGAGGAUUUGGUUUGGAUUAUGAUUUCAAUGAUUUGUAUUCUUUCAAUGUUUUGAGUACUAGUCUUGUGAAGGUGAAUCGAGAUUUUAGAUCUCCACCUUCCUUGUAUGCACAUUCCAUGUCCACACUUGGUGAUUCUGUGUAUUUAUUUGGAGGCUUUACGAGUGAUGAUACUGCAUCGGAUGCUCUCUAUCGAUAUUCUAUUUCAAAAGAAGGUUGGACUUUUGUGGAUACUUCCAUUCGACCACAUGCACGAGCAUUUCAUUCACAAAUUACAUUAGGUGACAGAAUAUGGGUAUUUGGUGGUUCUGAUUCCACUGCUAAAUCAUAUUCCGAUUUAUGGACGUAUUCCAUUGAUGACACAGUAUGGACAUUGGUGACUCCAACGAAAGGAUCUCUAUCUCCUGGACCCAGAUAUAAACAUGCCAUGACCAAGAACACAACUCAUUUGUUUGUAUUUGGAGGAAGAACACAAUCGAAUCAAUAUACAGAUUUAUGGACCUAUGAAGCAGAAAGCAAAAUGUGGACCAAAAUCAAAACGCAAAUUCCAACAUCAUACACGAUAGGAUGUACUGCAAAAUUUUAUGAUGAAUCAGAGACUGGAUCCUUCCAAACAAUUUUACUUUUUGGAUGUCAUGAUUUUUCCGAAACACCAACCACCAAUAUUUACAAAUUAGAAUUUACAGAUAAGAAUAAUGACAUGGUCAAGUAUUCAAUUGCAGGAAAUUUCUCAAAUGGGUCCAUACUCCCUCGUUCUGGGUCAAUUGCCAUCAAGGUAUCAGGAUUUGGUGCCAUCAUAUUUGGAGGACGUGUGGGCAGUGAGCUCCAUAACGAUGUUCUUUUAUUUGAUGCAAAAACAAAGUCUCUCACAAAAAUUGAUCCUCCCUACACGGAACACACAUUACCUCAACCAAGAGUAUAUCAUUCCUAUUCCUUGGUAGGAAAUAGUAUUUAUGUUUUUGGAGGAGUAGGAUCACCCUAUGGCACUCGAUAUUUACUUCCUUCGAUUCGAUAUGGAGAUUUAUACAAAUACAAUGUUGAAAAUGUGUGUGAUGAUAAGGGAUAUCAACAAGGUAGUACGAGAUGCUACUUGUGUGGUCCAGGAACUUAUCAAGUGAAUAAGGCUUGUGAAUUGUGUCCUCCCGGUACUUAUUAUGAAAAAUUUGGAGCCUCAGGACAAUGUAUGGAUUGUCCGAAAGGUUUUUUCAAUAGUUUGAGUGGAGCCAAUCAUAUUCAAUUCUGUCUUCCGUGUGCCUAUGGAACGUAUAAUAAUUUUACAGGGCAAGCCAAAUGUUUACCUUGCCCUGAAGGUUCCAUUUGUCAAUUGGGAUCUAUUGAACCCAUUUUCAACAAUUCAAGAAUUGUGAAAAGAACUUCUCAACAACCUGUUUCAUAUUCAUCGAGAGAGAUGGAAAAUUCACAAGUCAUUAAGAUUGAAGCAAGUGUAUUGGCCUCAAUCACAGCUGCCAUCAUCUUGAUUGCAUUUAUUGCUUGGAGAGUAUUUAAUUUCCCAAGAACCGAAUGGUUGAAACGAAUGGACUUUUUCUUUACUGAGAGACACAAUCGAUUGAUGGGAACCAUGAUUAAGAGAAGAACCAUUGUGGGAGCAUGUUACAGCUUUGUAGUCUUAGUUGCAUUCUUGGCCUAUUUGAUUGGUACCAUUGUUCCGUACUACAAUUAUGGAAACUAUGUGGAGAAUAGAAGUUUAAUUCCCAACUUGGCUGUAUCUGAGGAAUUUUAUGGUGAUAUUUCGGUAGAAGUUCGAAUUUUAGGUUUCAAAGGAGAUUGCACGUUUGGAUCGACUCUAUCAACAAUUCCUACCAAGUGUCAAGACAAAAUUUCCAUUGUUAUGGAAUCUGUAGACAUGUUCAAUGAUACUAUUACAUCCAUCACAUGUAGAGAUGAAUUAUCUGAAAAUGAAAUUAGUGCCUGUGUGAUUGCUGUCUCUUGCUCUAAAUGUACCAUUGCAAAGGAUAAGAAGCUUGCUGCUCUGCACUUUAAAGUUGGAGGUCCAAAUGUAUUUUCAAACGGGUAUGACUUUUUGGUGAAUGUUUCUUCAGCCUAUGUUGAUGUAUAUGCACCACAAAAACCACCUCAAAGAUCUAUCAUUACGGGCUCUGUCUUUUCAGAAGUAGAUCAAUUGUAUAGAGGAACGACCAAUCCAACAGUUGUCUCUCUUCAGCUACUCCAAAACAAGUACACAAUUCCAAUUGAUAACACAAAACGAACUGGUUACGUUAUCGAAUACACUUCAGAAACACAAGGAGAUCAAGUAGACUUUAAGACAUUUAGUCAUGAAAAUGGAGUUUAUUUAAAAAUUGAAUUUGAAAAGGCCUCCACAACUCUAGAAGUCGUCUUGUCAGAAAAGAAAAUAGUCCUUGUCUUCUUGACUGAUUUAUUAGCUUCUCUUUCUGGUAUUUUCUCAUUGACAGCUCUAUGCAUGUCAUGUACAGAGUUUGUCAUCUUCCACUACAAGAGAAUUAUGACAAAUUUAAUCAGCUUUAGACAAAAGCAUAGCGUUAAGAGAUAUGCACCAGGUGAAAUACUAGAUGAAGUAAUUUUACAAGGAACAACAUUUAAGAGAAUGAAGGCAGAUCUUAAAGCACAAGAUGAUGACUUUUAUGAUGAUGUGACAGUAGCUAAAAUUUAUCACAAGAAAGGAACUCGAAGAAAUGUCGUAUUCAUUCCACCAAAUGCUCUCGAAGAUGAAGAGCUUAUUGAAUCCAACAAUGCUGCUCGUAUAUCUUCUCAACCUCCUUCUGCAGAGACUUAUUUUGAUAUGAGUGAACAGUAUGAACCUCCACUGCCUUUGAAUAUAACUGGAACCAAUGUUGUCCUCACUUCGACAACCUCUGCUUCAACAUUGAGAAGAAAAGAUUCAACUCUAAAUGAACCAUUCUUAGCUAAACAACCAGGCAGUGAUGAUAUUUUGGAACUGGAAGAUCACAUGGCACCUCUGACCCCUUAUUAUAGAAGCGAGCAAUAG
This is a messenger RNA of Naegleria lovaniensis, 5382 nucleotides long. RefSeq lists its product as uncharacterized. The record is from RefSeq and is a predicted model, not a curated record. The transcript has 7 exons. Bases 1 to 5382 code for a protein of 1793 amino acids. Gene Ontology annotation, molecular function: protein binding. Lineage: Eukaryota; Heterolobosea; Eutetramitea; Acrasida; Naegleriidae.